Penicillium manginii is the source of this 1209-nucleotide messenger RNA. RefSeq lists its product as uncharacterized. The transcript has 3 exons. The coding region runs from base 1 to 1209 and encodes 402 amino acids. The record is from RefSeq and is a predicted model, not a curated record. Lineage: Eukaryota; Fungi; Ascomycota; Eurotiomycetes; Eurotiales; Aspergillaceae.
AUGGCAACACGAACAUCUACACGUCAUGCCGCCCAGAAGGCCAAAGAUGCAAUCACAGCCUCUACCGAAACGCCCGGAAAAGCUCGCCCUCUAGCAUCAAAGCGCAAGGCUCCGCAAGAAAAAUCCACAGAGUCGAAGAAGCAGCCGAAACACGAUAUAAAGCCGGAAUCGAAAUCCGAUGCGACAGCCGAGCCGAAGCUAGGUACAAUUACUGGUGCAAAUGUGGAUGGAAUACCAGAUGUUCAGCCGAAAGAAGAGGAAGAGACGAAGAAGCCGCAAUAUAAUCUUCCUCCUUCUGCUCAUUCAAAGCCCGAAGAAGGUAUUGAGCUCGGCGUACACAAAACCGAGGAAAGAGAAGCUGUUGUUUCAUCCAACAUCCUCGAAAAAGGCAUCAUCUACUUUUUCUUCCGCCCACGCGUCAAUGUCGACGACCCUCAUAGUGUCAAUGACGUUGCUCGAAGUUUCUUCGUGCUUCGCCCUACUCCAUUGGGCGCCGAGCUCGACGAAGGCCAAGGACCACUCGACAAAGAUGCCCGGUGUCGCCUGCUCAUGCUCCCGAAGAAGAAGCUCCCCACUUCACCCAAAGAACGAGAUAUGGGAUUCGUGGAAAAAGCAGGGCAGACAAUGAAAGAUCUACAGGAGAACUUCAUCGCCUCUUCGACAUACCAGACUGCCACCCGCGGUGAGCGGACUAUAGAAGAGGCUCGGCCGUACGCCGAGGGGGUGUAUGCACUUACUUCGACGAAGCGAGCCACCCACCUGGCAUAUGUGUUGACCAUCCCUUCCGAACCGGGCGAUAUCCAGGAUUCUUUUGGACUCCAUCGACGGGGUAGUUGGAUCGUACAGUCUAAGAACCCCAAGUUCCCUGGUCCCCCAUUCGCCCAGUUGCCCAAGGAGCCGGAUUAUCCUACCUCCGUGCGAGACAAGUUCGGCGACCUCCGAUGGAUACCGCUGGAACCAGAGUUUAUCGAUUAUCCCAAUGCCCAGUUUUUGAUGAUUGGCGAGGCACAAGAUACCCUGGGUAAGGCCGCGACAGCCGAAGAAGGGGCUAAACAGCCCCACGAGGAGGAACCAGGGCAGGAGUUGGAGCGGUUGGAGCGGGAAAAUGAACAGCGGGUAGAAGCGCUGCAGGGUAAUGAAACCGUCUAUCGCGAUCUUGGUUUAGAUGCCCAGAAGUAUACUUCGCUGCCGACCACUUGGAAGCCCUAA